UGUCCAUAACAGAGUACAGAGAAUCAGACAAUUUUCAGAACCAAAGCAGUGGCGAUACAUACCCACAGAGCACAACCCUGCUGACAUUGCUUCCAGGUCCAUCCAUGCAUCUCAACUCGUGAAAUCUAACUGGUUUACAGGUCCGGCAUUCCUGCAUAAGCCACAUGAAGAUGACGUCAUUAUGACAGACAACUUUGCGCUUGUGGACCCAUAUUCAGAUACAGAAAUCAGGCCAAUUGUGACAGCUUGUAUCACAGGAAUGAAGGAUAAACAACUCACCUCGGACAGAUUUCAGAGAUUCUCCUCUUGGAAAUCAUUACAAAGAGCCAUUGCAUCGCUCAUCCAUGUAGCUUGCUCUUUUAGAUCCUCCAAUGAAUCCAACACAUGCAGCGGUUGGCACCUUUGUUCACAAGCACACACUGUAAGUGAGCUGUUAAAAGCUAAGAAUGUGAUAAUCCGCUCUGUGCAAAAGGAGUCGUUCAGCAAGGACAUAGAAACACUCUCUAAGGGAGGAAACAUAAGCAGCAAAGUUCCACUCUCAAAACUGAAUCCUUUCUUAGAUGAAGAUGGCCUACUCCGAGUCGGAGGCAGAUUAAAACUUGCAGAUGUAAGCUACCCUGAAAAAAACCCAGUCAUCUUACCUGGCAAGCAUCACGUUUCUGCGUUACUCAUAAGGCACUACCAUGAACGUGUGGAGCACCAAGGCCGCAUAUUCACAGAGGGGGCCAUUCGUGCUGCUGGAUUAUGGCUUAUUGGAGGCAAGAGAUGCAUAAGCAGUAUUCUUCAUGCAUGUGUAACCUGCCGUAAACUUCGUGGUAAACUAGAAAUGCAGAAAAUGUCAGACUUGCCACCAGAACGACUUAGUGUGUCACCACCCUUUACUUACACUGGCUUAGAUGUCUUUGGCCCUUGGACUGUGGUAGCUCGCCGCACAAGAGGAGGUCAAGCUCUCAGUAAACGCUGGGCAGUGCUUUUUACCUGCAUGAGCACCCGUGCGGUUCACAUUGAAGUCAUUAUGUCUAUGGACUCUUCAAGUUGUAUCAAUGCACUUCGCAGGUUUUUCGCGAUCCGUGGCCCUGCAAAACAACUGCAAUCUGACUGUGGAACCAACUUCAUUGGUGCUUCCAACGAGCUUGAAUUCCACAAAGUAGUUCAAGAAACAAAGGUGCAAAGAUACAUCAAUAACGAAGGAUGCACAUGGGCUUUCAACCCACCACACUCCUCCCAUAUGGGAGGUGCAUGGGAGAGAAUGAUUGGUCUGGCUCGUAGAAUUCUUGACUCAAUGCUGAUGCGGGAAGGACACUCUAACCUCUCUGAUGAAGUGCUUAGUACACUUAUGGCGGAAGUGACAGCAAUUAUCAACAGUAGACCUCUAGUACCUGUUUCUAUGGAUGCAGAAUCACCCCUGGUACUUACCCCAGCGAUGCUCUUAACACAAAAAGCAGGUUCUCCACCUCCGACAGGAAACUUCUCCGAAAAGGACAUCUACAAACGCCAAUGGCGGCAAGUACAGAGCCUAGCCAACCAAUUCUGGUGUCGCUGGAAACAGGAAUAUCUGCAAACCCUGCAAGUUCGUCACAAAUGGCAGGAGCCAUACCCAAACAUCCAGGAAGGUGACAUAGUACUACUAAAGGACAAUCAAGUAGCCCGAAAUGAAUGGCCCAUGGCACUUGUCACAAGUGUUUUCCCUGGUCAAGAUGGAAAGGUUCGGAAGGUUGAACUUAAGGUGACUAAAGAAGGGUCCAGCAAAACUUUCCUGAGGCCUAUAUCUGAAGUCAUUCUCCUGCUUGGAAAAUAAGAAAACAGUUUAAACAGUUGGUUAUAGAUGACAUCUUUAUAGAUGUCAGGCGGGGAGUGUUAUGUUCUUUGGAUUAAGUGUUUUCGGUUUCUUACUGGGGACUCUAAUUUUGAAAAUUACCUGACUAAGCAAGGGAGCAGCCAUUUUUGGUUCAGUUUGCUCAACUCUCUCAGACUGUAAGCUCCAUGUGACUGCUGCUUCAGUUUUCUUUAAUGUUCAUGCCUUCGAAAGCAUUGUCAUUUCACUCUCCUUUGAAGCAUAUUGGAGUAAACAUCAGGAGUUUUUCGAAAACUACACCCUGACUCCAGUCUUUAUUUGAAGGGAGUUUGGCUUGCUGCUAAAUUGUGUUCAUACAUAUGGAAACACACAAGGAGAGCAGUAUAGGAUACAUUAUGUUGGUCAAAUGUAAUAGAUCAUCUGGGUGUCCCAUGCACACAGAAAAGUAGCAUAUAAUGGAGAAUGUGUAUAUACUACCGAAACAGAAAGAGUAAUAAUGUUUUUUCAUAAGAGUGGGCGUGACCAUUUUUUACUGGAAUGUGUGCGGCUUCCAGAUAUAAUUUGCUGCAAGCUUUUUUUUUGCUGUACCCAAUCUGUUAUGCUGCUUGAUAUUGCAAAAUGACAUUUGUUAUAUUAUAUUAAUUUAUUAUCAUAAUCAUAAACACACUGGUUUGUAGGGCAAAUAAUAUUACUCUUUACAGCGUUAUUCUAUUUAUUCACCCACUGUAUAUCUGCUAAUUGAUCAGAUGUCCCACACAUUCACCGAAAAUAUCUUAUUGCCACAUUGAAAAUAAGGUGAAUAUACAGAAAUUAUUUGAAUAUUUUUCACUAUACACUAAAUACUGGGCAGUAUACAUUGUAAUAAUGGCAUACAUUUUUUUUUUUUUUUUUUUUUUUCAAUUUUAUUUAAAAGUUUCUUAACGUUUGGCACUCCAACCAUUAAAAAAAGUCAAAAAGACAUCUGUAAAUCAUCUGUAAUCAAAGACCAUAUGUAAUUUAGUCACACUGGGAAUGCUAGAUCAAGUUGAGCACAUUGCAUUGUGGGAGAGAGUAUUAAACUGCUCUGCUGUAUACUGCACGAUCGUUCUGAUUGAGUCUCUCUGUGUUUAACCCCCUUUCCACGUUUGCCCCCUCUGUCUCUUUCUCAUUUGUUUUUCUCUCUCAGGUGGUAGUUAUCUGUCCAAGUGCUGUAAUAUUUCACCUCCAGACUGUUUAAUGCUGCUAUUAGGUCUAAAACCAUGUUUUCACACAGUGAUGCCAUUGUUCUAGAGAGGUUAUGUCUGGACUUUUUAACCAUAACCAUUUUUCUCUGUUUCAUUCUAACCUUCUUUCAUACAUACUAAACAAGAUUCAGUCUUAGGCAUUCAUUUAUAUAGGGUUACCCUACUAAAAAUAAAUAAAUAAAACACAUUUUAAACUGGUCUAAGGUGGUUCUUAGGUGGUUCUUAGGUGCUUUAGCUUGUUGGCAAACUGGACAAAUUACCAAAACACCUCUAAAUCCAGCAAACCAGAUGAGCAAACUCCAAUAAACUGGUUUAAUUUGUUCAAGCUGUUGUUUUUCUCCACUGAAAGCAGAGAUAUCGCUCUAUUCUUUCCCAGGCUGGAGUUCUACAGUUAUGCAUUAGCUAAAAUUCUCUAAGAAUAAUUAAUCUCAAAUUCAGAUAUUCAAAUUCAAUCAGGUUUUGUCCUGUCUGGCGUCAGAGAUGUAUUUAUUUUGAACAGGAUUAUGUGGUCAGGCUGGCAUGAAGUAAUGAAGUUAGCACUGUGUGGCCUCUUAGCUUUGUGGGGAAUCAUGCCACCUGCUGUCUGUCCAAUCUGGCCCCUCUUUUGCUGAGACAAUGCAUGAAGUAUUGAUGAAGAGAUUCAAUUAUAGGAGAAGAUAAUCCCAAAGAAAUCUAAACAUACAGAGAACAUCAUAACAAUGCGAAGCUAAUGCAAAGUCGAGCAAAAAAUAAAAAAGACUAUUAAUGCGAAUGUGAACUUUUCAAUUCUGCAAAAAAGAAAAAAUACUGUGCAUUUAAUCCCAUUCAUUUUAUGGGCAAAUCUCCUCUUCAUUGAGAGUGGCUUUUUCAUGCAGCAAGCUGUUUUUGAGCUCACAGUUCACCAAAAUAAAUGCCGGUUGAGGUUAAAUCAUUGGGAAAAUUGCUCUCAUAGCGGGAAGCGCUUUGCAAAAUGUCAUUUCCAGUCUAUUUCAGAGGCGUAUGCGUCACCGCACGUGCUCUCUCUCUCUCUCUCUCUCUCUCUCUCUCUCUUACCCUUUUCAGACUCCCUCUUUCACCUUUUCUUCAAAUGCUUUAUGAGUUUUGUUUCAUUAGUGUGUGUUUUACAUGUGUGUUGGUUCGUGGUUAUUAGCUUGCAUGCACAUGUGUUGGCUUCCUGUCCUCUGACCUCUGGUUAGUCGUGCAUUGUGUAAUGUGCAUCUGUCUCCUGUUGGCACACUGCUGCUGCUGGGUUGCCAGUGCACACACACACACACACACACACAGAAGAUGGGCAUGAACAUUAAGUCACUUGUUCCUUUUGAUUUGCCGAAUGGCUUGCUGGGAUCCAUGACACGGAUUGGCUCUUAUUGGCAUCCCACUGAAGAACAUUUCCGCCAAGGGUCACAAUGCUCUUCCAUAGAGACUGAGCACACAGAUCUGUGUCUAUAGCUCUGUUCCAAAACCUAGUGAGUGUCCUCACUGCAUGCUGUCUACAUAGACAGCUGCCUAAUGUUCAUGCAAGUGCAUAAGGGACAGGGCCCGGUUGCAUAAAGCACCUUAAGUUUUUCCCUUACGUAUGACACUUUUAAGGCGUGAUUUCCCCUUAUCUAAGGGAAUGACUUGAGGGUGUUGCAUACAAUCCCUUAAACCAUUCCCUUAGUUAAGGGAAACCGUUAAGUAUUUCACAACAGCGACCCAGGUUUUGCCGUUAAAAAAAUCUACUGUUGCCAUGGACAUGUUAUUUGUUAAUGCAGAUAGCGGUGUAAGUUUUCACAAAAACAUAACAUUUUCAGGGACUAAUGUGAGUAAAUCUAUAUUUAAAUGCAAAGGGACAAGAUAGUCAUUUUAUUCGUAUCCAAAACGAGGUGAUGUGAACAUUAUGAAGCGCUAAACACUCCUAUGCAGUGUAUGUUUCAUUCAUACUCGAAACCGGAGGGCGCUGUCGAGCUGAAAGUCCAUUCCGGACACAUAGAAGUAUCUUAUGAUGGAAUACAGCAGCGAUCGCUGGCUGCAGCUUAAGCUAAAAGCAGAAAUGUAAACACAAUAAACACAAGAUUGCGAAAAUAUAUUUUGUAUGUGUGUUUUUCAAGUCAUCUCCCAGGUAAUAUGUAGGAAAAUACAGGAAUAAAAUAUUACAGAAUAUAUGUGUUCUCACAUGACGCACUCACGUUUGAGCUAUUAGUUGUAUGUAAUUUGAUUAAUGUGAAUAAAUGCCUAAAUCUGUUAUAAAGCGGCCGAUUGUGUCUUGUAGAAGACUUUGGGAUUGAAUCUGCUCGUUGUGUAACACUUAAGGUGACAUUUUCCAUACCAUACCUUACGAAAAUGACAGUUAAGGGGCUUUAUGCAACACUUAAUGGGCUUUAAGGGACACUUAAGAGAAAUUCUAAGGGUUUAUGACGUUUCACCUAAAGAAACUCUUAAGUGCCAUUUAAGGUAUAUUUUAUGCAACGCCCUUAAUUGUAAGGGAAACUUAAGGGCGAUCUUAAGGGAAAAUUACACUUAAGGUGCUUUAUGCAACCGGGCCCAGAUGAUAUACAUGUAAUAGGCAGCAUCAUUGCUCUGUACGUAAAGUUCAAAAAUAGCAUGUUGCUACAGCAUGAUACUGUAAUAAAGCACAAAAAAUAGACACAAAUAUUGGUUUAAAUGAUUAGUACACUAUUUAAUGUAAUUUGAUGUUACUAUUUUAAUAUUUGCAUUAUUCAUAUUAAUUUUUGAACAUUAUUUCUUAACUGUUUGUUCAUAUUUUAUCUUGUAGUAUUAUAUUUUUAGUACUGGAAUAUAUAAA
This is a messenger RNA of Onychostoma macrolepis, 5782 nucleotides long. RefSeq lists its product as uncharacterized. Gene Ontology annotation, biological process: DNA integration. Bases 182 to 1798 code for a protein of 538 amino acids. Lineage: Eukaryota; Metazoa; Chordata; Actinopteri; Cypriniformes; Cyprinidae. The record is from RefSeq and is a predicted model, not a curated record. Gene Ontology annotation, molecular function: nucleic acid binding. The transcript is spliced from 2 exons.